Messenger RNA from Gekko japonicus, 906 nucleotides. It is a transcript of the gene TMEM106C, whose product is annotated as transmembrane protein 106C. NCBI's taxonomy places the organism in Eukaryota, Metazoa, Chordata, Lepidosauria, Squamata, Gekkonidae. The transcript has 8 exons. Bases 1 to 906 code for a protein of 301 amino acids. The record is from RefSeq and is a predicted model, not a curated record.
AUGAGCGCAUAUCAUCGCCGGGCGCGAGCCGCUAGUUGCAGGAUAUGUGAGGUCCUCUUUCUCCUAGCUGUUUUUAUGGGGUCUUGGCAGUCUCUGCAGUCUAGUUCCCUCUCACCUAAGUGCCUGGCAGAAGAUGAGAAUGAUUUUCUGGACAGCAGGGAUCGGGAGGAAGACAUUGCCAAAUUCCCUUAUGUGGAAUUCACUGGGCGAGACAGCAUCACCUGCCCCACUUGCCAGGGCAGUGGCUACAUCCCCACAGAGCAAGUUAAUGAACUGGUGGCUCUAAUACCCUAUCAUGACCAGAGGUUAAAGCCUCGGAGGACGAAAUUCUACGUCUUGGUGUCAGUGCUGCUCUGCCUCCUGGCUUCCGGGCUGGUGGUCUUCUUCCUCUUUCCACAUUCGGUCGUUGUGGAGGACAGUGGCAUCAAAGUGGUUCGGGUGUGGUUUGACCGCAAGAAUUCCCUCGUUAUCCUCACCAUCACGGCGACCCUCCGAAUCAGGAACUCCAAUUUUUACUCCGUGGCAGUAACCAGCUUGACCAGUCAGGUGCAAUACAUGAAUUCUGUGGUUGGGACACACCAGAUGAACAACGUGACCACGAUCCAGCCACUGAGUGACAAGCUGGUGAAUUUCACCGUGAAGUCCAAAAUGGGCGGACCUUCUUUUUAUGCAUAUUUCUUUUGCACGUUAUCCAGAAUCAGAGUGCACAACAUUGUGAUUUUCAUGAGGACUUCUGUGAAGAUCUCCUACUUCGGCCACGUAACUCAGAGUUCUUUGGAGACACAUCAUUACGUCGACUGUGGUGCAAAUUCCACGACUGCUUCUGGGCCUGAGCCCACACCAACAACUCCAGAAGACAUAGCCCUAAAAAAGAGCAGUGUGGGGAAGCCAGUAGUCCUUCAGUGA